This is a messenger RNA of Saccostrea cuccullata (small rock oyster), 430 nucleotides long. RefSeq lists its product as uncharacterized. The record is from RefSeq and is a predicted model, not a curated record. NCBI's taxonomy places the organism in Eukaryota, Metazoa, Mollusca, Bivalvia, Ostreida, Ostreidae. Bases 53 to 430 code for a protein of 125 amino acids. The transcript is spliced from 6 exons.
AUUUAUUGUCCCCCGUUACGCCCUCCUACAUUUGACAACCUGCCUCCGCAAUAUGAGGACCACCUUUCUCUUCGUUUGUUGUUUUCUGUUUUGUUUACCCAGAAAGGUUUUGGUGUUUGUUCCUUUCCGUAGAGGAAGUUUAUGGCCAACAUCCCAAAGAUCGGAGUGGCCUCCUUCUUCUUCAAUAGACAUUGGAGGAAGUUUAUGGUCAACAUCCCAAAGAUCGGAGUGGCCUCCUUCUUCUUCCAUAGACAUGGGAGGAAGUUUAUGGCCAACAUCCCAAAGAUCGGAGUGGCCUCCUUCUUCUUCAAUAGACAUUGGAGGAAGUUUAUGGCCAACAUCCCAAAGAUCGGAGUGGCCUCCUUCUUCUUCCAUAGACAUGGGAGAUAAUGUCUUGGGUCUACCAUCGUCUGAUUCGUCAACAGGUUAG